ACAGCAGUCGCAAGUGGCAAACGGGUUCGAUGUCGUGCAGACGAAAGAUGACGACCAAUUGCCGUGCGGUGAAAUAAUGGUGGACAAGUGCUGAGAAAAAACAACAAACGCAGUCAAGUAGGAAAGCAAACUAAUCAAAGUGUGCCGCUGAGGCUUAGUGAGCAGCACCAGCAAGCAAGUAGCAGAAGCAGCAGCAGCAGUAGUGAUCAAGACAGCAGCGCAGAUAAGUGGUGGAACAGAUACCCGGCAGGGUACGUGUAGUGGCCAAGUGCAAGAAGAAGUGAACUCGUCCGACUGUGCGAGGGACAGAACGCCGGGACGUCAAAAUGGCGCACCAAAUGAUGGCCCCGUCGGUGAACUGUUCGCUGGAUGAUAUCGAUCUGAACGCACUCAAGGAUCCGGCUGGAAUCUUUGAGCUGAUCGAAGUCGUCGGAAAUGGAACGUACGGACAGGUGUACAAGGGCCGGCACACAAAGACUGGACAACUCGCUGCCAUUAAGGUGAUGGACGUCACCGAGGAGGAGGAGGAAGAGAUCAAGCUCGAGAUCAACGUAUUAAAGAAAUAUUCCAACCAUCGCAACAUUGCCACGUACUACGGUGCAUUUAUCAAAAAGACGCCCGCCGGCAAGGACGACCAGCUGUGGCUGGUGAUGGAGUACUGCGGGGCCGGUUCCGUCACCGACCUGGUCAAGUCGACCAAGGGCCAGAGCCUGAAGGAGGAGUGGAUCGCGUACAUCUGCCGCGAGAUUCUGCGCGGCCUGAGCUACCUGCACACGAACAAGGUGAUACACCGCGACAUCAAGGGCCAGAACGUGCUGCUGACGGACAACGCCGAGGUGAAGCUGGUCGACUUCGGUGUGUCGGCCCAGCUGGACAAAACCAUCGGACGGCGGAACACGUUUAUCGGUACGCCCUACUGGAUGGCGCCGGAAGUUAUAGCUUGUGAUGAAAACCGGGACGCCACUUACGACAACCGGUCCGAUCUCUGGUCACUAGGUAUUACCGCGCUGGAAAUGGCCGAAUCGCAGCCGCCGCUGUGCGACCUCCAUCCGAUGCGAGCGCUCUUUCUAAUUCCGCGCAAUCCGCCGCCCCGCAUGAAGUCGAAGAAAUGGUCCAAGAAGUUCCACAGCUUUAUCGACACCGUGCUGGUGAAAGACUACCACCAACGGCCUUACACGGAGCAGUUACUGAAGCAUCCUUUCAUCAAAGAACAACCAACAGAAAGACAAGUUAGAAUACAACUUAAAGACCAUAUCGAUAGGUGUAAGAAGCGCAAGCAGGAGAAGGAACGCGACGACUAUCGCUACUCGGGCUCCGAGAAUGACGACGACGAUGGUCAGACGGCGGGCGAACCUUCUUCGAUCAUUCAGGCACCGGGCAACGACACUCUGCGGCGUACGUUCCACCAGAUUCAGGAGGGUCGGAUGCAAAACGCCGAACAGCAGCAGCCACCGAACCGUAACCAGAAGCCACAACCUCGAGACGAAAGAAGUAAACCGCCUCCCCCAGUGGAAGAACCGGGGCCACCAUCACGACCUCAGUUGCCCCAGCGGUUGAUAGUGGUACCGGAUCCGCCGGCCAACAGCAACGCCAAUCGACCCCUGCCGCCGACACCCCGCAGCAGCAGCGGCUCCUCCUCCCAGCAGCCGCAACAGCCAUCGUCCCAGACGCCGCAGCAACCGGCACGCAAUCAGCAGAACUUCUUCAAACCGGUGCUGCCACCGAGACGACCAGAGGAUUUGGAUAUGCUGGCCGCACAGCUUAAUGAACUGGGCGUCUCAUCAACCUCCUCCUCCUCCUCCCCGCAGCAGUCGCAGCAGGCGCAGCCGGAAGCGCCCCCGCGGAACAAUCGGCCCCAGCCCGGCCCGCCAGUGCCCGGCGGUGGUCAGUCACACCAGCAGCAGCAGCAACAGGUCAGUGCAGUCGGUGGCGGCGGCGGUAGUGCCGGCGGCGGCAUUGGUAAGUCGCCCGCCAUCGCCCCCAACGGCAACAAUAACAGCAGCAAUGGGGGCGGCGGGGGCAGUGGCAGCGGCGGUAACAUCAAUAACAAUAACCAUCAUCCGCAACCGAUCAAUCCGCUCGAUCCGAUCGAGAGCUCCGACUCGGACUCGGAACCGGAGGAACCGAACGGCCGAACACGAAACGACGGCACGCUUCUGGCCAGCGAUCCACCCAUGCCACUGACGGGCGGUUUGGGAGUGCUCGCCGAAUCCGACCAGAACAAUCAGUCCACGUCGAGCACGCCGGGCGGCGGGGGUGGCGUCGGCGGUGGCGCCGGGGUCGCCCUGCCGCCCACGAGCGGGGGCAGUAGCGGUGGCGGUGGCGGUGGUGGUGGAGGUGGACCCCCGAAUCGACCGUUACCUCCCACACCGGACGACGAUGAUGCGCAGGGCGACGGGACGCUCAUCAAGCGGAACUACGACAAUAAGUCAUCCUCGUCGAUCGGCACGGCCACCACGUCGUCCGGCUCGACGACGCAAUCGGAGAGCGACGAGGCGAUACUGCGCGACUGGGAUUUCGAGCGCUUCUUCCCCGCCAACGAGCGGCCCCGGCCGUCCCAGCGCCACUCGAUGUCGGACAAAAUGUCUUCCUCGGCUGCCGGCUCGCCGGCUGCUUCCGAUCCGAACGGGCGCUUACGCGUGCUGGACCAUAAAUCCCGGAAGGAACUGGUGAACUCGGCCUCCUCGGUUAACCUAAACCUAGCGUUCGCCGAGAAGCGCAAGGUGGAGGAGAUGAACAACAAGAUUCGGCUGGAGGAGCGCGUCAAGAGUGAAAUGUUUGCCCGCCAAAUGAACAAGACCCCUUCGGUUGUGCCCAGUGCCAAUGGCCAAAAGGGGGCGGCUCAAUUCGCUCCGCAGCAGCAGCAGCAGCAGCAAGCGUUGGCUCAUAAACGCCAGGAGUCGGAUUCACGAUCACCGCUCAACUUUGCCCGUGCGUUCCGGCGUGAGAAUUCGGACUUUUUCCCACUGCUCAAGCGCCACUCGGCCAUCAUGGGUGAGCUGACGGCCGGAGGUUCGUCCGAUGACGGCGGGAAGCUGAUGCCCCCGGGAGGAGGGCUCGGACAGCAGGCGCAACAGCAGCGUUCCAGUGCCAUCUUUUCACGCAGCAGCCGCAACAAGUUCGAACCGAUACUGACCAACUUCUCGCUGAACAAUCCGUCCGGCAGCGACGAUGAGCGGCGCUCGUCCCGCGCCACUCCACCCCGUCCGGGGCAGGCCACGGCGGCGGCGACAGGAGGUGCAGGAUCAUCUCCGGGGAUCGGUCCCGAUGUGGGUACCGGUGGCAGCAGCAGUAGUAGUAGCGGCAGCGGGGGCACCGGAACCAACAACCAUCAAGCGCAUCUUCGACAGCAAAGUCCACUCGCUGCUACUGGCCGGAACAUGGAUUUCCUGCGGCCGCGUCGCGAGAAAACCGAAUCUGUUAUCUUCGUUCGCAAUUCACCCAACCGGCAGCAGCAGCAGUCUUCACUGCUGUUUGACGGUUUACAGAAGAACCGUUCCGGUGAGAACAGCAGCCUCGGUACGCCCGGUCAGCGAACGAGCAGUGUCCUGCCGGAUCUACUUAGUCAGGCAUCGCCGGCAACACCACCGAGACAUGACAAAUCGGCCAGCGAGGAGAAGCAGCGGAGCUUCCUGACGUUUGGCUUUGGCGCCCAGUCGGACGGUUCGGCCGCGUCCCGGCGCGAGAGCCACGUGAACGUGAACGUUACGCCGACGUCGCACGAUGCCGCCAGUGAUACGCCCGAGAUUCGCAAGUACAAGAAACGCUUCAACUCGGAGAUUCUCUGUGCGGCCCUGUGGGGCGUUAAUCUGCUGAUUGGCACCGAGAACGGGCUGAUGUUGCUCGAUCGUUCCGGCCAGGGAAAGGUCUAUCCACUGAUAUCCCGCCGGCGGUUCCAGCAGAUGGAGGUACUCGAGGGCCAGAACAUCCUGGUGACCAUCUCGGGCAAGAAGAACCGGGUCCGCGUGUACUACCUGUCGUGGCUCAAGUCGAAGAUUUUGCGCACCGAUGGCCUAACCGACCAACAAGUGGAACGCCGCAACGGCUGGAUCAAUGUCGGCGAUCUGCAGGGCGCCGUACACUUCAAGAUCGUCAAGUACGAGCGCAUCAAAUUCCUGGUGAUCGCCCUGAAGGACUCGAUCGAAAUCUACGCCUGGGCCCCGAAGCCGUACCACAAGUUUAUGGCAUUUAAGAGCUUCGGUGAGCUGAUGCAUCGUCCGCUGCUGGUCGAUCUGACCGUCGAGGAGCAGACGCGGCUGAAGGUCAUCUACGGCUCGGCGGAAGGCUUUCAUGCGGUCGAUCUCGACUCGGCCACCGUGUACGACAUCUACCUUCCUAAGCAUACUCAGGGUCCAAUUUCGCCACACUGCAUCGUGACGCUGCCAAACUCGAACGGCAUGCAGCUGCUGCUGUGCUACGACAACGAGGGCGUCUACGUCAACACGAUGGGCCGGGUGUCGAAGAACAUUGUGCUACAGUGGGGCGAAAUGCCCACCUCCGUGGCGUACAUCGGAACCGGACAGAUCAUGGGCUGGGGUAACAAAGCAAUCGAGAUUCGUUCGGUCGAAACCGGCCACCUGGACGGUGUGUUUAUGCACAAGAAGGCGCAGCGUCUCAAGUUCCUGUGCGAGCGGAACGAUAAGGUUUUCUUCAGCAGUGCCAAAGGCGGCUCAUCCUGUCAGAUCUACUUCAUGACGCUGAACAAACCGGGCAUGGCCAACUGGUAGAUCCCGCACAUCCUACCCCCCGCGGUCAAAGCGGAGAAAGGAGUGGAGGAUAAAGCGGUAGGACGGACAGCAGGGUGAGUGGCAGCCACGAAUCAAUGAUGCGCGAAUAAGGAGCGCAAUAAUAUUAGCAACAGUAGUAGCGUGGUUAGAGGAGAAGUGGUAUAGCAUAAACAGAAACGACAGUAGAGAGAGAGAAAGAGAGAGCAAACAGAUAAAUGGAAGCAGCAGUAAACACACUAUAUUAUAGCCGUAACGUAAAACUGACGGGAUGUAGAAAACGAUUCUUUCAACACAACAACAACAACAACAACAACAACAAAUCGGAGCACAUUAUUUCACAAGUAUGUGCCGUUAGGUAAUAGUAAGAAAAAACAAGUAACAUUAGCAAACGCGUUCUGUUGAAGAAGCGCACAUCUUUCCACCACACGCGGAACAGGAAACACAAGUAUACCCCUCCUGGCUCCCCAAGGACAUACACAAUCAUACACAUUCAUGCAAACACCCUCAGACACACACAGUAACAUAAUUGAACACAUAAAUCGUAAUGAGCAGGAAAUCUUUUUACUCUAGAAAUAGUAGCAAUCAUGUAAACUAAUUAUUAGCAGCAAAGUAAAGAAGAAAAGAAAACAAGAUAGCGAGAGACGCCGAGGCACAGAGUAAGAGAGCCCACGAAACAAAUCUUUUUCGCAAACAACAAACGCACCCCCAAAACGAACAAAACACACACGAUCGAUCCGGUCGGUGGUCGGGUUGUUGGAAAAACAGUCUAGACUUACCAAGUAGAUAACGGGAAAUACACAUAUGAAGUGCACUGGCAAGGUAAGGUAGAAGUAAUAGUGGACCUAAGGAACGAUUUUACACACCAGCCAGUGUUUUUUUUUUUCCUGGUAACGAGAACGUUUAAACGAAAUCUUGUGAAAAGUAUCUCGCUGGUGCGCGGCGUGUUGGUGGCAGGUUGCUUCCAUUUUAAACCGUUCACACUUAGGCCUCCUCCUUCUCCUCCUCCACCACGUCACGUUGGUUUUUGGGAUAGCAUUUUCCCGUGUGUAGAGGGAGGUUAGAAAAACGCAUUUUUUAAACGAGCAUCAUCUCCCAUCACAGGGCGCGUGGUAUAUAUUUAUUAUUAUCAUCACGAUUAUCGCCCCCGGCGUGCGGCGGUAUCAGGGGGAGAUAACGAACAACCGACUUGAAACAAUCAAUUAUUAACAGAAAACUUCGGGACUCGAACAAAGCAAAGCAACCCGAGCAAAAGCAGUAUUAAUCGAUUAGAUUGGCUGACAUUAAAUUUCAUCGGUUUACCAUGGCAAUGCGUUCUCGAUCGAGAACCGUUGCUAUGGGUUACGGAAAAGAAAUCGAUCACCAGCUUUUUCGAUUAACGCUGCUCGGGGAAAGAUAAUGGUAAACAGAUAGUCAAAAAAAAAAAAACGUGUCGCGUGCGAUAGGAAAUGAAAUGUUUUGAAUAGAACGGCGUAGGUUGGGUUUGUGAAACAGAAAGAUCGUGCUAAACAAAACACUUCCCAGAAAAGACCUAUCAGCGGGAGAAACCAUUUUUCUCACGAGGAAUCUGAAGAAUCUAAUAUGUAGGAAACAAGUCGCUAAAAACAACGGCAGGGCAUUUCAAUUACGGCCGCCGAGGUGGAGUAUGUCUGGCAAGGUCGAAGAAGAGCAGAGGAAUUCUGCCAACGAAGAAGAUGAUGGGUGGAUGGUAGAUUAUGAGAACGUUAUGCUUUUCUGUCGUAGCAUUAUAAUUUGUUGAUACUCUGUCCUACAUUUUUUUAAACAAUAAAUCAAUUUGAACUCUCUCGAAGGAUAUAA
Messenger RNA from Anopheles coustani, 6542 nucleotides. It is a transcript of the gene msn, whose product is annotated as serine/threonine-protein kinase mig-15. Gene Ontology annotation, molecular function: MAP kinase kinase kinase kinase activity; ATP binding. The record is from RefSeq and is a predicted model, not a curated record. The transcript is spliced from 19 exons. Bases 327 to 4727 code for a protein of 1466 amino acids. Gene Ontology annotation, biological process: protein phosphorylation. NCBI's taxonomy places the organism in Eukaryota, Metazoa, Arthropoda, Insecta, Diptera, Culicidae.